This is a messenger RNA of Ceraceosorus bombacis, 2910 nucleotides long. Lineage: Eukaryota; Fungi; Basidiomycota; Exobasidiomycetes; Ceraceosorales; Ceraceosoraceae. The record is from the annotation of a GenBank genome assembly.
AUGAGCUAUCAACCAUUCAGCGAUAGCACGGAGGCGAGCAGUAGUGGCGGUAUUGCAGGAGCAUCAACAAUAUCGUCCACAGUGGAUAGUGUCAUGACGGGACGACCUUCGAUGAACUCUCAUCGAUCUUCACAUUCCCAAGAUUUGACAUUCAAGAGCGCAACAGGAGCAGGAGCCAGUCUGUUUGGACCUUCGUCUCCUUCUACCGACAUCUUGAACGGAUCAGGCACCCUUCAGGGAUCCAUCUCUCCUCACGCACAGCAUCCGCUCAGUCCAAGCGGCAGUACGCUGAGCGGGACCAACACGAUCGGAGUAUCCAAGACUUCAGCUUCUCACGAUGAACAGGUCUUGGCAGCUUUACCAAUCUCGACUUCCUUCGAUGAAGCGACACUGCGAGCGUUGUGCGAUAUGGAGUGCGGAACACCUCUGUUGUAUGAUAGGAUCAAACAGUCCAUCAUCAGUGCUCAAGCUACCUCUACAUUCUUGAAGAAGAGGGCGGCGAUCGAAGAGGACUACGCAAGGAGCUUGAUGAAGCUGUCCAGAUCAACCGCAGAGAGCUAUGCAGCCGGCGAAGGCAAGGCUGGGUAAGUCGCAAAGUGGAGGGUCAUGCAAAAGGUGCACGCUGUGCUCGCAAUGCUGGCGAGGAGGAGGUUUGCUGCGGGCCGCCCCUGCAUACAGCCGCGGCAAGGGAUUCCAUCCAAUCCUCAAGCGCCAUGAGCCGCGCGUGGUGCAGUGCAAAUCUCGUUGCACCCAUCGCUCACUAGGUGGCGCACACGUCGGAGGAGCGAGGUGUGCUGUGCCGAUACUCGCACGCUAACAUUCUCAUUUGUGCCCUAUGCCAGCACGUUUGUCUCCUCAUGGCAGCACAUGAUGCGCACGCAUGACCAGCUUGGAGAGAAUCGAUUGCGAUUUGCGGUCAAGUUGGGCGAGAUGAGCGAAGAGCUAGCUACGUUGAGCAAAGAGGUGGACAAGAAUCGCAAGCAGGUGAGCACAUUCGGCGAGGCUGUGGGCGAGGCUGUGGGCAAGAUCCGUGCAGGAUGGGACUGACUAUCACUUGGACCUGCCGGCUGCCCGUUUUGCUAGGCUCGAGAAACCGGUUUGCGGCUGGAGCGAAAUUUGCAAGAUUCGGAAGCGAGCGUGGAAAAGGCCCGCACGCGAUUCGAUGCUACAGCCGAAGAUCUGGAGAGGUUGCUGCUGCUCAAGUCGGGCGAGUCGACCAAGUCGGGCGAAAUCCAGUCGUCUGGUCCCCCAGGCAAGAGGACGCUGGGAAAAGCUAUUGGCAAGAGCGGCCUGCUGUUCAAGAACAAGAAUCCGCAACAGAUCUUGAAACAGGAGGAAGAUAUUCGGAGCAGGACUUCGACGGCGAGCGAUGCGUUUAGAAAAGAGGUUCUGGCUACGCAGGGCGUCAGGCAGGAAUACUUUAAUCUGCAGUUGCCGAGGAUUCUAAGGGUACGUGCACGCACGUUUUCACUGGCCAUUGGUCCUCAAUUUGCCAGCUCAUCGUUCUUCUCCGUCCUGACAGGCACUCAAAGAGAGCUCAGAAGAGAUAGACAACGGCCUACAGUAUCACUUGACGAGGUAUGCCUUCCUGUACGAAUCGACGAUCCUGGGAGAUGGGAUGGCAGUCUCCCCUAUACCCGCUGUUGAAGGUGCGUAUCCGAGCAUUGCUCGCGAGAGCUCUGAGCCGCUUGUACCUAGAACGAAGCGUUUGCGGUGCUCAUAGGCAGUGCCUGAUCCUUGCAAGCAGGCAACCCCGGCCUCAAGACUGCUGCCGAGUCCAUCGACAACAGGACCGACUUUAGGACAUUCAUGUCCAACUACCAGAUCGUACAUGCGCGCGACUACAGAGGCCCGCGACGCGAGGGUCCUUACGAAGAGGGUUUUGUGAGUACCGAACGGGUAGGCUCCAGGCGUGAACGUGCUGUGCUCGAGGCUCAAUCCGUAAGGUCUUCUGGACUACGUUCAGCUCAAUAACCCGGCCAUGAGCGGACUAGCUUCUGCUAAGAGCACUUCUGCACCGUCCACGAAGCCCACACGGCCGAUAUUCGGUGUGCACCUGGCCGACCAGAUGGCAAGGGAUGGAGUAGAGAUUCCGCCGAUUCUUGAAAAAUGCGCAGAGGCGAUCGAAGCUGUCGGAUUGCAGAACAUGGGCAUCUACAGGUUAUCGGGAACAACUUCCAAAGUGCAAAAGCUCAAGGGAAAGUUCGAUGCAGACUGGAACGGCGUGGAUUUGAUGAACGAUGAAGCUAUCAACGAUAUCAACAUCGUCGCUGGUUGCCUCAAGCUUUGGUUCAGAGAAUUGCCGGAACCGCUCAUGACUUGGGAGCUGUAUCAGGGCUUCAUCGAUGCUGCUAGUGAGUCGCUGUCGAGAGGGGGAUAUUGCAUGACGUACACCCACUGAAUGCGCUUGCUUCGCGCGGCUUGAACUUGCAGAGGUGGAGAACGAUCGGCUGCGGCACAUACGGAUGCACGAGCGCGUCAAUGAUCUGCCCGACGCGAAUUACGCGACGUUGAAGUACCUGAUGGGUCAUCUGGACAAGUGGGUAUGGCACCGUACAGUUGAUCUUUCAUGCAAUAACUGAUCCCGCUCUUUGGUUCCCUCACUCGUCUCCUUGUCCGACCGUUGCGCUCAGGAUCCGAUCCGAAUCGGAUCACAACCAAAUGUCCAUUUCGAACCUAGCCAUCGUCUUUGGGCCCACACUUUUGAGCCCUCCUCCUGCUGAUCUGUCAACGCACCCCGCAUCCAACGGGACAGGUAUCGGCGAUAAUGCUGCCAAUGCUGGAGGCGCGGAUGCUGCAGCUGGAGCGCUGGGGGGAGCUCAAUUGCAGGAUAUGAGCUGGCAGUGCAAAGCAGUAGAGACUAUCCUGGAAAGAUAUGCCGCCAUCUUUGUGGACGAAGGCGAAGAAUGA